AUGCAUAGNAUUGAUCAUUUCUUCUUCCUCAUGACUACACUCUCCGAGGUCGAGACUCCAGUUCCCGGUGGUGUCGACUCUCAAGACAUGGGCUCUGAGAAGUACGGACUCCUCGAGGAAGACAAAUACAAGGACAAGAAGCGAACUUCAUCAGCUUCCGAGCCUACCUACAUAUCUUCGAGUAUCCGCGCAACACUACGCCACUUGAAUGUCGAGGCGGGAGAUCUAAGCAUGUUCCGUGGUAUAGGAUCUUCUUCAGCUGCCGUCCUGCUCCUGACUCCCAUGUAUCUCGCCGUCAGCUUUGUCUCGCACAGGAUUCCUUUUAUCAAGAAGAGCGACCGCGUGGCAGAAAAUUUUGCUCAGCACGUUGUGUCCCUCAUUGCGAUCCAGAUUAGCGUCACCAUUCUGCACGUGUGCAUAUCCAAGCCCCGCUACAAGUUUUGGUUCCGUCGUAUGCCAAUGACGUGGUUCAAAGUACUGCGUACCGCUUGGCUUGCUUCAUUGGUCGAUGGUCUGAGCGACGACGUUGUCCAAGCAGCCUUCUACUACCUUACACCUGCUUCGAAGUCCAAGUCUACUACACCUGACACGAGGAGUCAGCACCAAGUAUUCCAGUUCAGUGAUGGUCCACUGGUGAAGAUAAGUGUUGCCAUCAUCCUCUGGGCUUGUAUCAAGUCCAUGCUGCGUGCUCAGAUCAAGCCUUUGGUACGCUUGGUGGUGCUAAGACCAUUCGAAGCAAUCCAAACUCGUGUCUUUGCCUCGAUGCUGAGAGACGACGAAGACCCUGUCAUCCCUAUGGAUCGCAGUUUCCAAGGCCGCCCUCAAUCCGGCGGUAUCUUACAACAACAAUCGCAGCCACUGAGCUUCAUGGAAGCCGCACGCACAAUCGACAAGCAGACCUACAUUCGCCUGGUCAAGCUGAAGUUCAAGCUCCAUGUCAUCAAACAGCUCAUCGAAUGGGCCUUCUGGACUCUGAUCUUCGCAGAAGUCAUUUACUUUAUCGGUCCUAGCGCUGUCUGGGUUGUGCUGAAGCUGAUUAGUGGUACUCCCAUUGUGCAAGCUGAUCUGGAUCGCGUGCAGGGUAAUGCGACGAGAAACUUCUUGGGCAACAUGAUCGCUGGUCCUAGUAACUUUACGUCUGAGUCCCUGAACAUGACGGUUACCACUCUCUCGCUUGAUCAGUAG
This is a messenger RNA of Aureobasidium uvarum, 1185 nucleotides long. The record is from the annotation of a GenBank genome assembly. Lineage: Eukaryota; Fungi; Ascomycota; Dothideomycetes; Dothideales; Saccotheciaceae.